Messenger RNA from Rhincodon typus (whale shark), 7366 nucleotides. RefSeq names its product zinc finger protein Pegasus-like. The record is from RefSeq and is a predicted model, not a curated record. The transcript has 4 exons. Gene Ontology annotation, cellular component: nucleus. The coding region runs from base 333 to 1577 and encodes 414 amino acids. Gene Ontology annotation, molecular function: DNA-binding transcription factor activity, RNA polymerase II-specific; RNA polymerase II transcription regulatory region sequence-specific DNA binding. Lineage: Eukaryota; Metazoa; Chordata; Chondrichthyes; Orectolobiformes; Rhincodontidae. Gene Ontology annotation, biological process: regulation of transcription by RNA polymerase II.
UGUUGGUGCUGUGGUUUCCAGGGUGACAGUUUCCGUGGGGACUCGUUAAGCUGUCGCACUGAUUCCUCCCUCCCGAACUCUGACCCCCUCUGGCUUUUGUUCGGUUGCUCGCUUCAAUCUUCCAGCGAGGAUUCGGCGGAAAAAAAAGAAUUUAAAUUAGAAAUCCGUUAAAUUAGCUCCCCGCCGCUGUCGAUGACAAUGCCGUUGGUCGCGUUCAAAAGGUCGUCUCACCCCCGCCAGCCCGACUGGGAUGUUACUCUGGUUAAACGACGUUUCCAGGGCAGACAUUAAUUAGAGGGAAAUAAAGCAAUUUCUUGAACCAUUGAGAGAUCAUGGAUGAGAAGAGAGCUGCUUCCGUAGACUUCGUCAAGGAUUUCCAGGAGUACCUCACUCAACAGACUCAACAUGUGAAUAUGAUAUCUGGCUCGGUUGGUGUGGAGAAGGACCCAGAAUCUCUACAAACUGGAUCGGAAAAUGAUCAAAAUGGAAUGCAUCAUGCUUCAGUCGAAGUUUCAUUGGAUGAUGGCUCUGGGCUCAUGGCGGAUGGGUUUGAAAGAACAUAUGAUGGAAAACUAAAAUGCCGAUACUGCAACUAUGCUAGUAAAGGGACCGCACGCCUGAUGGAGCAUAUCAGAAUGCACACAGGUGAGAAGCCCCACAGAUGUCACCUAUGCCCGUUUGCUUCAGCGUAUGAGCGGCACCUCGAAGCACACAUGCGCUCACACACGGGUGAAAAACCAUACAAAUGUGAGCUUUGCUCUUUCUGCUGCAGUGAUCGAAGUAACCUGUCCCAUCACCGUAGACGUAGGCACAAACUUCUUCCCUUGAAAGGUGCUAGGACCUGCCUGACCAAUAAGAAAAUGUUGGGCAUUUUGCAGAAAAAAACUAACAACUCCCUGAGUUAUGGGACAAGACUUCUGAUUAAUCUAAGUCCUUCUUCCAUGAUGGUACAGAAGCCAGAUUACCUCAGUGACUUUUCUCAUGAUAUGUCAGCUAACUCCUAUGAGGGUUUGCAAAAAGUACAGUCUGGUGGGAUUUCGAGGGACACGCAAGAUAUUAUGGUGGAUAAUCCAUUAAACCAGCUUUCUACCUUAGCAGGCCAAUUGUCCAGCCUUCCACCUGAAAACCAAGCUCCAGCAUCUCCUGAGGUGGUAACCUGCAGGGAUGAAAAACCAUAUGUGAUCUCACAGUCUACAGCUCCAGUCGUUUCCACGGUAGCUUCCAGUGUGGCCCAAAGCUCAUCCCCUAUCAGUCCAGAUGCAUGUCACACGCAAAAUCAGCGGAACUUCAGUCCUGUGGCUGGCCCCAGUAGUGAGCAUAGUGCUCAAACAAGUACACCCAGCGUGACGAACAGCCAGCCUAGCACCCCUGCUCCUGCACUUCAAGUCCAGGAUCCCCAACUUCUGCAUCAUUGCCAACACUGUGACAUGUAUUUUGCAGACAAUAUCCUUUAUACUAUUCACAUGGGGUGCCAUGGUUACAAGAACCCAUUCCAAUGUAACAUAUGUGGAUGUAAAUGUAGAGACAAAUAUGACUUUGCUUGUCAUUUUGCUCGGGGUCAACAUAAGCAGAAUUAACAUUACAGCACUUAAUUAAGAGCUGGUAUUCAAUUUCAAUACUUAUUGGACUAAUGUUGCUUCAUAUUGAGAAUAUUAAAUAUGUAAUAAGAGGGAAUGAUUUACUUGCCUCACUUUUUUUUCCUUUUGUGGAUACUUUAAAAUGCUUUUUUUCACAGUCUUCUGAUGUAGUUAUGGCUUAGGAUUAGACCACUUCAAAAUAUAUUGGUGCAGCACAAUUUAAUAUAUCUCCUACAGUAUAAAUUCCGCAGUAGCAUCACUUCUUACCUCCAUGAAGAUUUCAGUGAUCUGAGUGAACCAUGGCUAAUACUAGUGUGUCAAGUGCUGAUCUUGAUAAGUAUCAGCCACUAGUGAGAAAAAAACAUUACUGCAGAGGUAACAAAAAAGAUGUCAUCUUCAGUUACUGCCCCAAUGUAUUUUUUAAUAUUCUACAGUACACUGAAAUAGCAUUUAGAUGUAUAGAUUAUAUUAUUUGAAUGCAUUUUUGUAUACGUUCUUUCUGCAUUGAAAAUACUGACCCAUUUAAAGGUUCUAUAUUUUGACAUGAACAACAAAAGGCCUAUCAAGGAAUAAAUAAAUUAUUUGUCAAAUAUAUUGAAAAUAGCCCACUAGAUCUGGUAAGCAUUCACAUUUCAUUACUCAACAGUUAACAGCUCACCAUUGUAAAGUCAAAUUUAUCUGCUUCAAGUAUGUCAAACUAAGCAGUUGUCCCUUAAAAUCUUCAGAAAUGUCUCUAUGCCAAUUCUAAGGAUCAGAGAAACAUUUCUGCAUCAAUGAUACAAAAAUGUAAAAUGUUUUGGUACGGUUUUGCAUUUCCAAAAUAGCUAAAAUCUGUCUAGCUAUAAUUACUAUAUCUAUGUUUAGUAGUGGUCUUUAUUUUGCAAGUGGUCAGUGUCAGUGGAUGACCUGACAACUGCAAAACCAUUCAUGUUGUGGCCUAUGUUAGGACAAUCCUCAUCCUUUUACUUCACUGCAAAGGCAUGAACUCAGCAGAAUUGUCCAAUAAUAAUCUUAAUUUAUUGAAUCAAUAUAAAGUCAACACAUUUAAUAGUGAUGAAAUCGAAAUCUUAGUGUCAUACUUACACAGUUAAACAAUUUUGUUAUUUUAACGAACUAAACUCUUUGAUUUGUUACGGAAGGAUUAUUUAUUGAGUUUUAUGAUUUCUUGAUACGUCCCACUUUUCAAUCACUUCCAGUAAGUGAGAUCAGUGCAUGAGCCUUUGAGCGUUCAUAUAGACAAAUCCCCUUCUUGCCCAUGUACAUCAGCUCAAUCUGUUUAUUAAUCUCUGGGCAUUUCACAUGCUUUAAGGGUUAAGCUAGACUUUGGAUCAGAAUUUUCUUGUGUUGUGCAUUUCUCACACACCAGAAUUUGCUUGACCUUGAAUAAUAGCCACCUUCAUAAACAUGUUGGCGCUUAAUUCUCUCUCUCAGCAUUCUAAUUCCAGCUUUUUACUUACAGCACUAAACGUCCUUUGUUACUACUAAUGCUAUUUUACUUUGCUUGCAAUCCAACAGCCUGUAUCUUUCACACUGUUGAAAGUUGGAUUUGCAUAGACGAGCUUCCACUUAACAACAAUAACUUUGACUGAAGAAAGUUGCAGAAAUCCUGGGAACAUGGUAUAAAAUGUAACUAUCUUGUUUUCUGGGACUUGUGCAGCUUCUCUGUCAAAAUUAGGGCAGAUAUGCUGGAGAACCACAAUUAAAUUUUACCCCUUAAUUUUCAAACAUUUUUGUAGAUUUUACAGGUUGAGUUUUGCUUGAAAUUUAUUUCAGGAACUUUCCCCUCUAACAUAUACUGUAGCUAUUAGAUAUAGUCAUGUCUUUUUGGAUAUAGUUAGAUCAAAACUGUAGAAUUUUAAGUAGCACAUUAGAUUGUUUUUAUGUCAAUAUUUCAUGCAAAAUACAUAUUCUAAACUGAGUUCAAUGUAUAACCUGCAAACACUCUCCUUUACAGUUAGAUUUUGGAAACUUGAAGCACUUUUUUUUAAACAUUAUGUUGGAAUACACUGUAGAUAUACAAUUCUCCCUCUGAGGCUAAUUCCAUAAUGUAAAUAAUCUGCCCUGGUAACUAGUGACAUCACAAAUUCCACAAAAAUAUGAAUGCACUAAUCUGUUGUUGGAUUAAGGUCAGCUUCUGGAGUAAAAUAAAUGCAAGGCACUUCACUUGUGUAUAUCUGAAGUUUGUGGCUGCUUGUGUUCUGGGAGUACAGAGACCUUGCAUUGAGGUCCAGCAGAAAUUAUCUCGUUGCUUACAAAGGAAGGAAGUACAAAGUGAAUUAUCAACAUUUGCAAAAGUGAAGAAACGAAAAAGCAAAUGAAUCUCCAUUGUGACACAAACACAAGAGACUGUACUAAGAAAGUUUCAAUGAGAGCUCAAUUAGUCAAUGUUAUUUUUACAGUGUCUGUCUGUCACAGACCCCACUAAUUGCUGUACGGGAAUGGUGCAUUGUUGAUUGUAAAUUAUAGAUUGUUCUUUAACGGACUCCAUUAAAUAUGCUUGUCACCAAAACAAAUAAAAGUUACACACCUUUUGUGCCUUCAAGGUUGAAAACUGAUCGAAUUUAACAAGGUUUUUUAUUUAUGAUUACUUGUUUUCAGUAUAUUUGGUUAGCAUUUAGCACAAAAUAGCUGUGUCCUGUUUACCAAAACAAUCAUCUUUCUCAUGUCACUUUCGAAGUGGAGAUUAUGUAAAUUUGAAAUUAUACUGUCUGCUGAAUUCUCCUUUAUUGAUUCUAAAUUGAUGACAAAAGGUGGGUUCUCGUGGUCAGUGAGAAAGAAGAGUCGUUUAUUUUAUGUUCAGUAAGUUCAUUUUUUUCUGAUCUGCAUUACUGGCUAUUGGUACAGAAUUUAAAUAAGCAUAAGUUUUAGCCUUAAUUUUAGAUUAAAUUCUAAAUUAAUAACCAGCGGUGCCUAACAAAUAAAUACAUCUAUGGUACAAAAAUGUUGAUUUUUUUCAGGGUUCCAGAAUACACAUUAAGUCAGAAGAUAAUCUGUACAGCAUGUUUUUAAUCAAGUCAUGUCAAGUAACUGUAUAUGUUGUUAUAAUGUAUUUACACAAUAGAUGAAUCAAAUUCAUUUUAGAUAUGAAGUUUUAAUGAUGGAAUAUUGGAUUUUUUUAAGUAGAGACACUGACUUUACAAGGUGAUUGCAAAUAUGUGUCACUUUGCCUCAGUGUACAAUCUCAUCUCUUGGUCGGAAUGUUGUAGAUUAAACAAAUGCCAGGAGUCGAAUGCAUAAUUUAUGUAUCUCCGUAUUGCAGGUAUGUUUGAUUGUUGAAGAUGCAGACCUGUGGAUAAGAUGUUAGACAUUUCUCCAUUCCCUGAGAACAAAUAUCAAAUGGCAUUAAUUGAAUAGGGAGUUCUUCAAGCUCGUGAACCAUAGUACAUCUUUCAAUCAAUCACCAAAAUGAUUUUAACAGGUUAAUUAUUUCAUUGCUAAUGCAUUGUGAGAAGGCAAUUUAUGACGCAAGCAUUACUUCACUGAACUGUGUGCUCUGGUUGUCAAUUUAAGUUUCUUGCUAAUAUGGGGUUGGACCUACUGGUAAUAAAGCAUGUAUGCAAACAGGCAGUGAUUUACCUUAUUUUAACUUCCACACUUCUUGCACUUAGCGGUUUAAAAUACAAAAGCAAUUCUAUUUAGUUUGAAAAUUCAGUUCAUACCUUUUUUCAGGGUGAGGUAUUUUAACAAACAAGAAAUAUAUAGCAGCACAUGGGUUUAUCCAAGCUGUUCCUAAAAUACUAAUCUACCUUGUCCAGACUUCCAAGUCCUCUUGAUACCUCACCCCAAUGGUUAUAGCAACAUAUGAACCUAUAUAGCAGACAUUAAUUGUAAGAUUGUUGUAGCUGAUCCGGAUGAAUCCUAGUUCAUUGUUCAAAGACAGGGUUCCAGAUGGUGCUUCUAUAACAAUUAAAGUAAGAUUAUCUGACAGAUUUGAGAGAAAAGAGAAGUGCAGAUAGAUGAAUUUUAGAAUCCCUAGAAUAAUUCUGGCUGAGAUCAGUCAAACAAUAACUGGCAUUCUAUAGUUGUUUUUAACAUAAUGAACUGAGCCAAAUUAUUUCACACCAUCAUUCUCAGACAAGACUUGACACAAAGAAACAAAGGAUCUUGGGAAGUGGUCCAUUUUAAGGAGCAUUUUGAUGGAGACCAGAAAGACAGGUUUAUGGAGGGAAUUCCAGAGCUUAGGGCCUAGACAACUCAAUGUAGCCAGUGGAGAGAUGAAGGAAAUUGAGGCUUCAUGAAAGGUAAACAGUAGCGAAACAUGGAGUUGUUGAAAAUUUAUGAUAUUUGAGGAGGUUACAAAGGUAGUGCCUACAAAUCCACAGUGAGAGUUGAAUAUAAAGAUGAGAAUUUUAAUUUGACUGCACCUGGAUAUGAGCUAAUACAGCACAGUGAGUACAGGGCUGAUGGAUGAAUAGGACUUAGUGAGAGUCAGAACAUGGAGAACAGAGCUUUGGACCAGCUGAAUUUUAUGGGAGGUUUGACUAAGCUCAAAUUUUCAAAAGAGUCAUUCCUAGUCUAUUUGUAAGUUAUUUAUAUUAACAUACUUGAGACAAUCACAUCGCCAAGAAAGCCACUGAUAUUAAGGUUUUUUUGCAGAAUAUACUCCAAUAAAAGUUCUGGAAUAUCUAGCAAUUUAGGCAAUUAAAAAUGAAAUUUGGUUCAGUCAUCAUGUAAAUAGGUCUAAUUAUAAAUGGAGAAAAUUACAUUUGAUUUCCAAAACACCUGUAAAAUUCUGGAAUGCCAUUUAAUAAAAUCAUAUUUUACUUAUUCAGUUACUUGAAAACAAAAAAUCAGCACAUGUAUCAAAGUUAAAUUUCUAUUUAGUAGUUUUGAAUAUUAGUGUUUAGCUAUGUAUGAAACCUUCAAUAAUAGUCAGCAGCUCAACUAGAUCUUUAUUGUAAUAAAUUUUCUCAGAUUCCUUAAAAUCAUCCUCCAGUGUUUCUGACCAAAUGAAAAGCAGUAUCCUCUAGAAAUUCUGACCUGAGUCCAGUAUUCCAUCAUUUAUUUGUAUAUAACUAUAUACAGAAAUGUUUAUUAAUGUGAUGGCAGACACCACUGAGAUAGCACUUUAUUAAGUAGAACAUGAAGGAACUUAGUGGAAAAAGUGGGUGGUGGUGGUGAUUGAGCUUUUGGCUUGAUUAUUCCAAGCCUUUACAAUUAAUAAUGCUUUGUCUAAUUAAGUUUUAUAUGCCCAAGUUUAUUUUGGUUCAAUUUGUAUGCUGUAAAGUGAAAAGUUUUGUUACAUAUCAGUAUCUAAUGUAAAGUGUCUUUUUUGUUUGCAUUGUGUCGUUUUUCAGCAGUGCAUUUGUAUAUAUGUACAUACAUUAAUGUGCAUAUAAUUCAAUGCAAUUUAAAUUUAGAUGCUGUAAAAAUGUGAAUAAACUGUUAAUGUGACUGUUAAAUAGCCAUUUAAUUUAACUAUUGCUAACAUUGGUACAAGUGCUUGAUAUAAAAAUGCUAACAGUGUUUAAACUAGCUACAAUGUUUGUACUUCAAAAAAGACUAUACAUAAAAGUAAAGUUCCUUGAUAUUUCAUGUGAGAUUAUCGAAACUACAUGCCCCUACAAGUUGCAGUGCCAAGGUGCACUGUGCUGUGAUAUGAGCAGUUUAAACAUUGUUUCCUGUUUUUAAGUUAGAUUGUGUAAAAUAAAGCAGAGCUGGAAAAUUCGGUUGUUUUUGAGUUGCAUUUUGUAUAAUACCUUCACACAUUGCUUUAAAUACAGCAGUAUGAAGUGUAACUGAAGGUGUUGGUUGCUCUUUGUACAAUAAAAGUAAAAGUUUACAUUUUC